This is a messenger RNA of Nelumbo nucifera (sacred lotus), 1582 nucleotides long. NCBI's taxonomy places the organism in Eukaryota, Viridiplantae, Streptophyta, Magnoliopsida, Proteales, Nelumbonaceae. The record is from RefSeq and is a predicted model, not a curated record.
CACAACCCAUUUCUUCCUUCCUGUUCCAUCCUCUUCAGUCUGCAGACCAGAAGUGAAGGACCAUUCAUCUCUCCUGUCCUCUCCUCUUCAUACAUAUCUGCACUACCCCUCAGCGACUCCAAGCAAACCAAACAUGAUGAGAAACCUCACCUAUGUCCAACUACUCCAGGCUUCCUUUGCCACUGCUUUCUUCUUAACCCUCCUAUUCCAGACCCCAUUGGCUCACCUCAUUCAGCUCCACUCCCACAACCCCACAGUCUCGCUUUCGUUGCCCGUCUGCCUGCUCAUCUCCAUUCUCUACUACUUCUACACUCGUCCAUUCCCAGUUCUAAUGUUAGACUACGCCUGCUUUAAACCUGACUUCGACCGUAAGUUCAGUUUAGAAGCGUGCCUGUAUCUUGUUCGCCGGACUCAACGCUUCUCCUCCAAAAGCGAAGACUUCAUGAUGGGCAUCUGUAAUAAGUCUGGCCUAGGUGAUGAAACCUACUUACCCAGCCCCAUCGCCUUUCAAACAGAGAGCGGAGUGAAGUUAGAAUCCGCCAUUGAAGAAUCCAAAGAAGGGAUCUUCUCAGUCAUUGAUUCACUCCUCUCCAAAACCCAGACCGACCCACGACGUAUAGACAUCGUCAUUGUCACCUCCGGCAUUUUCGCGCCGGUUCCUUCCCUUACGUCCCUCGUAGUCAACCAUUACAGCCUAAGACCAGACGUUAAAACUUUCAACCUCUCUGGUAUGGGUUGUAGCUCAGGCGUCAUUUCCAUCGAUAUGGCCGCGAAGCUCUUGAAAAGCAGCAGACGUAUAGGAUACGCCCUCGUCGUCGUCACCGAGAAUAUCAGCUCGAAUUGGUACUUUGGCCACGACCGCCCCAUGCUCGUCACCAACUGCAUCUUCCGUGUCGGUUGCGCUGCCGCGAUGAUCACGAACGAUUCAAGCUGCCGCGCGGUCGCCAAGAUGGAACUCGUCAACUCGCUCAGGACUCAUCAUGGAGCCGAUGAUAGCGCUUACACAGCAGCGUUUCAACUCGAAGAUGAGGCUGGUAAUCCCGGGGUAGCACUCAAAAAGGACCUGGUUCGAGUUGCUGGCGUUGGCUUGCGUGAGCACAUCCGGUCGCUUGCACCCCGAGUUCUCCCACUGAGUGAACUCGUUUUGUACGCGUACUCGAUCGUAAUGUUUACGUUAUCCAACGGGGAGUCGAAGCCAAAUGUACCUGACUUCACAAAGGCAUUUGAUCACAUCUGUAUCCAUACGGGUGGGAAGGCUGUGAUAGAACAGGUGUCACGAGUGCUACUACUCGGCGACGAGGUGACAGAGCCGGCUCGGAUGUGUUUGCACCGAUUCGGGAACACGUCUGGUAGUCUAGUAUUCUACGAGUUGAGUUAUUUUGAAGCCAAGAAAAGGUUGAAGAGGGGAGAUAAGAUGUGGAUGCUGGCGUUUGGGACGGGAUUCAAGGUGUGUAGCCUGGUUUGGAAAUCGCUGAGUGAUUCGUGCAAAGAAAUUGAAAAUCCAUGGAACGAUUGCAUUCAUCGAUACCCAUUAAAGAAGUGGUAGAAGGUUUCAACUAUCUCAUUGAAAUGGGUGUACAGC